AUUAUUUAUAUCAUUUUCUUCUCUAUUUCUACUUUAUCUUGAACUCUAAAAGAACUGAUUAAAGAAAUCCAGUCAAGAUACUUGAUUCAUGAGGCUUCGCCAAUAACAGGGUAGUGUGAUCGGAAAACAAGUAUUUUGAUGUUUCAUAUAUUAAUAAUGGGAUACGGAAUUCUGCGUAAUAUACGGGGAAUUCAAAGACUGGUAUACUUUGGGGGAGUGAUUUUUGCCGUUUUCGUAGUGUUUCGGUAUCUAGAAUUUCCGUAUGGGGAUGUUAUAUCAUCUUUGUUUUCGGCUAACAAUAUUUUCAACACUAAAACUGAACGCUUUCCUCAAGAGAACCCAUCUCCGAUUUCCGAAAUAUAUGAAGAAAUAACACAAGAUGUUAAUAGUACUGCCAGCAGUUACUCUGAAGGUAAUGCUAGUGCGACUACUACUACUUUAGCAGCUCCCAUAAAUCUUUUAGAUUCUAUCAGUUCUGACCACGACAGAAAUGUGUCAAAUUCGGUUGGUGAUUUUACAAAAGAUGAGGCAUCAACGAAAAGUAUUAAUGUCCCAUGGGUCAAUGUAUCUUCUGUGAUAGAUGUCCCUAAUAAGACGCAACAGGAGAAUGUAGUUUCGAUUUCUGAAAUGCACGAUAUUUUAGUCCAUAACCGUGCUUCUUCUCAUUCAACGGAACCAAGGUGGCGAUCGAGAGCUGAUCAACAGUUGCUGAAAGCAAAGUUGCAAAUUGAGAAUGCUCAGUUCAGUGAAGAUGAUGAUAGCCUUUAUCCUUCUGUGUUCCGUAAUAUUUCAAUGUUUAGGAGGAGCUAUGAACUAAUGGAAAAAACUCUCAAGGUUUACAUAUAUAAAGAGGGAGAGAAACCGAUAUUCCAUCAGCCAGAGGCGAUUAUGAAGGGAAUAUAUGCAUCUGAGGGAUGGUUCAUGAAGCAAAUGAAAACAAGCAAAAGAUUUGUUACUAGAAAACCAAAACAAGCCCAUUUGUUCUACAUUCCUUAUAGCUCGAAACUGUUGAAAGAAACUCUAUAUUCCAAAUCUCAUGACCGGGAGAGAAUGGUGUCAUACUUGAAGAACUACCUUGAUAUGAUUGCAGGGCGAUACAGUUUUUGGAAUAGAACUGGUGGGGCCGAUCAUUUCCUUGUUGCCUGCCAUGAUUGGGCUGCAUAUGAAACAAGACAGUUCAUGGGUACUUGCAUAAGAGCCAUUUGCAACACAGAUGUUGAAAAGGCAGGUUUCGAAUUGGGGAAAGACGUUUCUCUCCCAGAAGCAAACGUUCGUUACCCUCAAAGUCCAUUAAAAAACAUUGGAGGUAAACCUCCUUCAAAACGUUCAGUUUUCGCUUUCUUUGCAGGCCAAAAGCAUGGUUACCUUCGUUCCAUUCUACUACACCAUUGGGAAAACAAAGAUUCUGACAUGAAAAUAUUUAGAAAACUCCCAAAAGUCAAAGAUGACCAAAACUAUGUUGACUAUAUGAAAAGUAGCAAGUUUUGCAUAUGUGCCAAAGGUUAUGAAGUCCAUAGUCCUAGAGUUGUGGAAUCCAUCUUUUAUGAAUGUGUUCCUGUGAUUAUAUCUGACAAUUUUGUGCCACCUUUUUUUGAGGUUUUGGAUUGGGGAUCGUUUGCAGUUUUCAUUCCUGAGAAAGAUAUUCCGGAUCUUAAGAAUAUCCUACUCUCGAUCCCAAUCAAGAAGUAUCUGCAAAUGCAUCGAAGGGUUAAAGAGGUACAACAACAUUUUCUUUGGCAUGUUAAGCCAAUCAAGUAUGACAUCUUUCAUAUGAUACUACAUUCAGUAUGGUAUACUAGAGUUCUUAGAGUAAACCCAAGGUGAUUAGAUACAUUUUGACUUAUUCAGAUGUCAUAUAAAUACACAUUACCGAUCAUUCAGUACUGUAUACGUAAAAUUAUUGGACACUGAUAUUGUUAAUUUUAUUUAAUUUUCUUCUCUUACAAA
Messenger RNA from Erigeron canadensis, 1947 nucleotides. Its product is annotated as probable glycosyltransferase At5g03795. Bases 139 to 1824 code for a protein of 561 amino acids. The transcript is spliced from 5 exons. Gene Ontology annotation, molecular function: glycosyltransferase activity. The record is from RefSeq and is a predicted model, not a curated record. NCBI's taxonomy places the organism in Eukaryota, Viridiplantae, Streptophyta, Magnoliopsida, Asterales, Asteraceae.